This is a messenger RNA of Parastagonospora nodorum SN15, 705 nucleotides long. RefSeq lists its product as hypothetical. Bases 1 to 705 code for a protein of 234 amino acids. Gene Ontology annotation, cellular component: cytoplasm. NCBI's taxonomy places the organism in Eukaryota, Fungi, Ascomycota, Dothideomycetes, Pleosporales, Phaeosphaeriaceae. The transcript has a single exon. Gene Ontology annotation, biological process: N-acetylglucosamine metabolic process. The record is from RefSeq and is a predicted model, not a curated record.
AUGCCACCGAUGCCCGUGCCGGACAAGUCAUCGUUACCUUCAACUUUCCAAUCAACAUGGAAAGCGAACCCCGACCCGACUGCGCUACCGUUCCCGCGUGAUAACCCACCAUUUGCGCUUACUGAGGUCGACUGGCACCAACUCUCCAUCACAGACGCGGACUUCACCCCCCACUCAUGGUCCAACUUACAACAUCUAAUUUUCAACAAACAACUCGAUGAGCUCAAGCGCUGGCCAAGCGCAUUGAAAGCGUAUCUGGCGUGGACAGCUCACGUCAAAGAAAAAUAUGGAAGUGUCAUGACAUAUCUCCUCCAGCAGCGCUUGUUCUGGGACCCCAUCGAGGACGAGACCGGAGCUCUGAGGUUCAACGUACGAAGCGAGACACCAUUCGCAGAUCGGAGCGAUUACAGAAUACUGCGGAACGACUGGCCGUAUGCUUUCGAGCCUGGCAUUCAUCACAUCGUCGUCUGGCUGAAGCAGCGGCUUCCGGUCGAUGCAGAGGGCUCGCUGAAUGACGAAGGCCGCAAGUUGAUUGACAAAUUCAUGAGAACUGAGGUCCUGCCAAAGUUGGGGGUAGAUAAGGUCGACCGGAGUAUCAUUUGGUUCAAGAACCCGACCAAUCUUCAGAGCGUGAGGAGUUUGGAGCAUGUACAUCUAUUGAUUAAGGGCGCGGACGAGGAGACUCUCGAUGCUUUGACGCAAUGA